This is a messenger RNA of Botrytis sinoallii, 336 nucleotides long. RefSeq lists its product as uncharacterized. NCBI's taxonomy places the organism in Eukaryota, Fungi, Ascomycota, Leotiomycetes, Helotiales, Sclerotiniaceae. Gene Ontology annotation, cellular component: cytosol; microtubule cytoskeleton. The record is from RefSeq and is a predicted model, not a curated record. Gene Ontology annotation, biological process: post-chaperonin tubulin folding pathway; tubulin complex assembly. Bases 1 to 336 code for a protein of 111 amino acids. Gene Ontology annotation, molecular function: beta-tubulin binding. The transcript has 2 exons.
AUGGCGCCUCCAUCUCAACUCGCUAUAGCUACAUCAUCUGUUGCUCGUCUUGUAAAGGAAGAAGCUUCAUACCAUAAAGAGUUGGUUUCUCAACAGGCACGAUUAAAGAAAUUAGAGGAAGCUACUGAGGAGGAUGAGAACAGAGAGUAUUCUCUGAAGCAGGAGCGCGCCGCAAUCGAAGAAACCAAAGCAGUCUUCCCACCACUCCGUGAGCGACUCGCAGACGCUAUACUUAAGUUGGAGGACUUAGUUCAAAGAGGUGGUGAUGAGGCAGAAGAGGCAAAGGCAAAUGAUGUUAUCAAUCAAGCAAAGAAGGCUAUUGCUGCUGGAAACUAA